Molecule: messenger RNA, 4854 nt
Organism: Esox lucius (northern pike)
Lineage: Eukaryota; Metazoa; Chordata; Actinopteri; Esociformes; Esocidae
Product: BRCA1 DNA repair associated
Exons: 21
Coding region: 121-4728 (1535 amino acids)
Biological process (GO): negative regulation of fatty acid biosynthetic process; positive regulation of transcription by RNA polymerase II; chordate embryonic development
Cellular component (GO): plasma membrane; BRCA1-BARD1 complex; BRCA1-A complex
Molecular function (GO): ubiquitin-protein transferase activity; metal ion binding
Source: RefSeq, a predicted model, not a curated record
UGGAGCCCUCCAUAUCAACACUGGAAAGACAAUGAACGCUUUCAGCUGGCAGACCAACAACACUCGUGACUGGUUUACUUUAGAUGGUGGCACUGCUACAAUUCUGCUGCAUACGAGUGCAUGUACACCAUGAAACUGCCAAAGGCUGAAGAUGUCAAACGGGGGAUCUCUGUCAUCUGGGAUACAUUGCAGUGCCCUAUAUGUUUGGACUUGAUGAGUACACCUGUAUCUACAAAAUGUGACCACCAGUUUUGCAAGUUUUGUAUGAUGAAGCUUUUGGACAGCAGUAAGAGAAAGGAGGCCAACUGUCCAGUUUGUAAUACAAAGAUCAAUAAAAGGAGUUUGCAGGAGAGCCCUGGUUUCCAGAGACUUGUGGAGGGAUUGCAGAAUCUGGUCCAGGCCUAUGAGCAAGACACCAACACUACCUACUUCACUGGAAUGUACCAGAUGAGGAGUCACAUGAGUGUCACAGAGACUGUGCAAAAGAAAACCACCCGUGAUGUCUCUGAGGACGUCUGGGAAACUGACCGUGCCGAUGAUGAGGAUGAAGGACAUGGUGACCUUCCAAUGUCCUGCUCGUCAACUGUAGCAGCUAAGGAAGGCUAUGCAAAGCUAAUGGGUCUUCAAGAUUCUUGCCCUGUGAAUUUGGAUGAGGACAGCAGCCUGGAUGCCAAACCUCCAGCCAGUGAAAAAGAAACAAAAGACUCUAAAGCCAGCACCUCUAAAACUGAGAAACAGAAUCCAGAAUUUGAACCAGGAAUAACCAAGAUUGUUGAAAGAGCUCCUCCACAAACCAGAAAUCAAGAAAAUAAGUUAACCCCUCAUCUUACAGAUUCAUUAUGCUAUCCUGAAGAAGUUGAAAACCAUCCUGUGAGACGAUCUCUGAGGAAUAACAAAAGAGAGUCAUUGAGCCAGACCAACAUUUUUGAGCAGAGACAGAAGAAAAGUCUUGAGAAAGUGUCUGAAUGGCUCAUUAAGACAUCUGAGAAUGUUGAAAACGCAGAGUGCUCUCGUGACUCAAAUGCAAAUAGUUCUUCUCCCUCCUCACCUUUAGAGGAUCACCUCAUAAAUAAGGAGGAUAGUCCAAAUAGAAAAGAGCGCUGGAAAUGUCUUGAGGAGCAGGUUUUUGGGGCUGUUUACAAACGGGACCGAAGGGGGAACCGUAGCUUUUCACCACAGAACAGAGUGAUCGCAGACCCUCAACCACCCUGUCUGAUGAAAGAAGCUAAGAUCCUGAUGAAACUUCCCCAAAAGAGGCUAAAUAAACUAACACCUGCUGACUUUGUCAAGAGACUAAGAUCAGCGGAGAAUGAUGACAUUGUCAUGAAUGAACCACCUGAAGAACAUACCUUAAAUGACAUGGCUAAUGACACGACAGAGUUGACUUAUAAUGGAGUUGACCUGCAAGGAGAAAAGCUUAAUGAGUUGUCAGAAGAUGACGUUAAGGACAUUCCUGUGUUCAGUGUGCCACCUCAGAAAACAGGGAGGAAAACAAGCAAAAAGGUGAAAGGUAAAUGGCAGGACAUUGAUGGGGAAUUCCAAGUGAAAGGGAAAGUGAAUUUGGCAAAUAACAAGCAAAAAAAUCCUUGCAGGAAAAAAGGUGAAAACUCCAAAGGCGAGAAUAACAAAGCAGCCAAAAUGCCAAAGCCUUUGGUUCUUGUGGGUGUUGAAGAGGGUGAAAGUGAUUCUGUUGCAAUACCUAAGAGCAGACCUUUAGGCCAGAUUGAGGUCCAGAUUGAGAGUUAUCCGAUCAGUGAAGACAUUGGAAGCCCAAUAAUGAGGAAAACGAGGAGGAGUCAGAGACUUCAGCUCUUCACAGAGGAGGUACAAGGGAGUAAAAACAUUAUUGGCACUUCAAGAUCCAUAAAGCUUCCAUGUCCUGAUUCAGACUGCAGUGAGAUGCAGCAGUCAGAUGUGGCGGAAGAAGACACUAACAUGGAGAAUGUGGUUUCUGUGCGGAACCAAAAUCCAGAAAAGGCUGUUAGGAAAAAUGGAUGUGUUUUGUAUGAAGACAUCAGAGGGAUUGACAACUUGGAAUGUAGCGAGAAAACAUCCUGUGAAAUCAUUGAGGCACAGGAAGGGUCCCUUGUUGAGAAGGAGUCCAUUGCUGUAGUCCCAAAUACAGAAAGUCUUUGUCAAACUGAUGUUACUGGUUCAGUCGCUUUGGUAUCAAGUUCAAGAAGUUUACCUGAGGCAGGUGUCCUAUUGUCAGUGCCUGAUAGUAUGAAUCCAAGUAAUCCUAUUAUCAAACCAUCAGAUGAUUCAAGAUCGAUUGUACCACAUGAGACUUCAGCCAGUCAAGCCAAAUGCAUUAAUAUGGUGGAGGAUGACCGAAAUGACAGUGAGUUAGACACUGAGCAACUGCUGAAGAGCUUCAAAGCAACCAAAAGAAAAUCAUUCCACCUUGGGAGUCCAAGUAUCAAGAGAAGUUCCUUCUUGUCCAACAAAGAAAAUGCAACCCCUGUAAAGAUUCAAACCAGCACAGAUAUAGAAACAGGAAAACAGCAGGAAUUUCCUAAUACAACGGAGUGUCUUACUUUCCAGUCGGAUUCAAGGAACAGGGUGGAAUAUGAACAUUCUAGCUGCAGUGAUUUCAUCCCACCUUCAUGUUCCCCUAACUAUUCUUUCCAAGAAGCAGCUCAGAGCAGUCAUAGAAGGUUCCCAAAGUCUCUUGUUACCAGACCAACACAGGAAUUUGUUAAGUCUUUAAACCAUAGUGCCUGUGAUACGACUCAGGAAGUUUGCAGCAACAGAGAAAGUGUCCAGAGUCCCAAAAAAAUGGAAAAAACCCCAGUGGAAACUCACCACCAAGCUGUGGAUUCUGGUAUGCUCUUUCCAGCUUUGGAUGCCUCUGUGGAAGCUCUACUAGAUCCAACACCUGAAGCUUCAAAGCAACUUACGGUCCCAAAGGAUAGACUGUCAUACACUGUGGAGGACAACUUGUGGAAAUGUUCAACAGAACUGGAGAGUAACCACAGUAAAGAACCAGAGAUGGCAGUGGAACCAGACAAAAGGUGCCCAGUGAACUCUAAUGGAAACAUAGCAAAUACAGAGUCCUCAUUAACUCCAGAUGACCUCCUUCCGACAAUUGCCCAAUCGGUAGUUAUUCGAGAAGCAGAGAGGGUUAAAGAAAGUGGAGAGGGAAGCUCUCACUCCUCCAUCCCCAUCAGCCUAAAGCAAAGGAAAAGAAGGAAGUCGCAGAAACUGGAAUCUUCUUCAGAGUCUGACAACAGUGGGGAGGAGGAACUGCCUCCCCUUGUGCAAAUUUUCAGACAUUCGGCUUGCCCAACUGAGGAGGAAUCUGUCAAUUUGCUUGAAGACCAGGCCAGGGAACAAAUAAACUCCCAGGGGUCUAGAGCUGAUUGUACCUGGGCUGCCGCCAAAGAUGUGCUGCAAGACGUCAGUCCUCUCCACUGUCCCAGUCCUGACAGUGUCCCCACCAGCCAAGCAUCUGUGGACCUGUUUGGCACACCAGAAGAUGGUGAAGUUACAGCAGGUGUCAAUGGUCUGACACAGGAAUCUUCACAAUUUUCGAACGAAUUUAUUACCACUCAGCAAAAAGUUGCAAUGCAGGAGGAGUUGCUGAGGCUGGAGAGGAUGAUGGCGCUGGUGUCUGAGGCGCUGCAGAAGAAGGAGAGUUCUCCUGUGGACAGAGUCACCCCCAUGCUCCCAAAUGGCCCAGUGCUGCCACAACCAGACAAUUCCACAGGCAUUGAUCUCCAGACGACCACACAAUGUGGCAAGGAUAAUGGAAAGAGAUUGGACGCCAGGAAAUGUGCCCCAGACGAUGGAGGAAACACAGCCUCAUCGGUGCCGUGUCCCAAAAACUGCAAGGGCCCCGCGCCCAUCCCGCUCCGCCGCUCCAAACGCGAGGGGCCUGGAGGAAACAGGGCCGGGCAGCUUAGCAGACAGUCAGGAAGGACCCUAAGGAGCAGCGGUCUGAGAGGUUCGCCCAGCGGUCUGAGAGGUUCGCCCAGCGGGGUCACAGGGCACAGCGGAACCACUACUCCCUCAUCAACCAAGCUGGAGGUCAGGGACAUCCCUAGUGUCAUUCAGCCCACCAGCACCCAUACAUCAACACAAGCGCCGCUACGGAGAUCUGCAGAGGGCAAGUUGGUGUUGGUAGGGUCAGGCCUCAGUGCACACGAACAGUCAAUGGUGAAGAAGUUUGCCAAGAGGAUGGGAGGAAGUGUGACUUCGCAGGUGACGUCCGAGACCACCCACAUCAUCAUGAGCACAGACGGUGACCUGGUGUGUGAGCGUACACUGAAGUAUUUCCUGGGCAUCGCGGGUAGGAAGUGGGUAGUCAGCUUCCAAUGGAUUUCAGAGUGCUUCAAACAAGGAUAUGUCUUAAAUGAGACACAGUUUGAGGUGCGUGGAGACGUUGUGAAUGGACCCGAUCACCAGGGUCCUAUGAGAGCACGUACCACAGAGGACCGAAGGCUGCUGAUGAAGGACUUUGAGAUCUGUUUCCAGGGCCCAUUCACCGAUAUGACUGCUGGUCAGAUGGAGUGGAUGGUGGAGCUUUGUGGUGGGGCAGUGGUCAAGGAGCCUCGUCUCUUCACUGGUAAACGGGCACGCCAGCUAGUGGUGGUACAACCCAGCUCGCACCAAUCACCAGUAAACUACCGGGCUCUGCGCGGGGAAGCCGUUGUCAUCGCCCGUGGCUGGCUGUUGGAUACCGUGGCAACCUACACCCUUCAAAGCCUGGACGGCUACAGAACGUAACUCCCGCAAGCUGGGACACCUUCGAAUGGUUCCCCUGGUUGGACCUGUUGGACUCAGUUUGUUGACCUUGUGCCCAAAAUUGUUUCCCCCGGUUCAGAAGCUCUCACUAGACCCCCCCCCCCCCCC